This is a messenger RNA of Aphidius gifuensis, 1982 nucleotides long. RefSeq names its product WASH complex subunit 3 (gene CCDC53). The transcript is spliced from 4 exons. Gene Ontology annotation, cellular component: WASH complex. The record is from RefSeq and is a predicted model, not a curated record. Gene Ontology annotation, biological process: actin filament polymerization; exocytosis. NCBI's taxonomy places the organism in Eukaryota, Metazoa, Arthropoda, Insecta, Hymenoptera, Braconidae. The coding region runs from base 168 to 785 and encodes 205 amino acids.
ACUUGAUGAACUUCUUGGUGUUACUGAUACGAGUCGCUGCCAUCGCAAUGUUUUUUUUUAUUUUUUUAUUUUUUAUCUGUCAGAUGACAAGUUGACAGUGGUUAUUUUGUUUAUAAUAAAAAGAUAAUUUAAAUAGUAUUUAUUGUAUGUUGAAUAGUUUAAAAUGAAUGACAAUAGUGUUCCAAUUGUUGAGCCAACAAUUGACUACAGUACCACCAAUACACCAAAAAAGAAUAGUAUCAUUUAUUAAUCAUUUUGUUGUUAAUACUGUGACAUUUUUAAAUAAAUUUGCUUUAAAUUGUGAAGAAAAGCUGUAUGAAUUUGAAAAUAAAUUACAAAAAAUUGAAGCUGCACUUGUGAUACUUGAGUCUCGUCUAGCUUCAGUUCCUGGUCUAGAGGAAAAAAUACCAGACACCACAGAUUCAUCUGUAAAGAAAAAAAAGAAAAAAAAGAGAAAAGAUAAAUCAAAAAAUAAUGAAAAGAAAAAUAUAAAAAUUGAUAAUAAAACUGACAAAAAAAUUAGUGAAGAAAACAAUGAACCAGAUAAUAAAGUUGAUGAUGAACCUGGUGAUUCUGAAAAUGAUGAUAAACCAAUCACUGAAAAAUCUAAUCUCCAGCCAAUAAAUAAACAUCCAGUUUAUGAAAAAUUUUUUAAGAUGAUUAAUUUUGGAGUACCAAAACCAGCAGUUCAAAUUAAAAUGACCCAAGAAGGCCUGGAUCCAUCACUUCUCGAUGAUCCAACGAGAUUAAUUCCACAAUCAGCUGAUACACCACAAGAAUCAUAAUUUAUGUUGUUAAAUUUUUAUCAAUUAUUUUUUAUAAAUAAACAUUUUAAAGUUGAUAAUAAUUUAUUUAUAAUACAACAGAUAAGAUAACAUAUUAUUCAAAAUUAUGAUUAACAUAAAAACAAAUUUUUUCGGACAAUAACAAGCUUUUUUUUUUUCAAACAAGUUUUGUUAUUUUGAUAAACAUUUGUUGAUGACGUCUUUGGUGGGCAACGUGUGAUUGUUAAUUUUUAUUAUAUUGAGUCAUUGAAUGAGACUUGUUUACCUUGAAUUUUUCGCGGAUUUGGUCUUUAUUUGGGACAGUUAUCUAUGAUAGUUGAUUUGAAAAAUUAAUUAAAUAAACUGGGUUAAAUAAUAGCUAACAAAAUAAUAAAUGAUUAAAGGUUUAAUCUUUGAAAUUAAUUUUCAUAACAAUUGCAAAGAUUGAUCAAUUAGUUAGAAAAAAAAGGAGGAAAGAUAAGGAAGAAUAGAGAUCGGAUAGUAAUUGACUAAAUUCAAUUUUUUAUCUCUGUAUAUUCACCAAGCGGCGCAAUGUGUACAAAUUAUUUUCAUACACGCGCAUCAUUGUGGUGUUUUGUCUUAUUUUUACAAUUUCAUUACGUUUUUUUUUUUUCUAAUUAGUCAGAAAAAAAUAGAAAAUUAAUUUGUAAUUAUAUAAAAAAUUUUCUAAUAUGCUGCUUACAGGAGCUGUGAGCAGAGGUGAUUUUCAAUUUCUAAAAAUAUUUUUUAGGGUAAAAACAAAUUUAUCAGUAUAAAAUUUUUCCUAUCAUGCUGCAGAAACGAUAUUUGAAUUUUUUUCAUCGAUCCAUAAAAAAUAAUAUGCAUUUAUUAAUUAAACCGAGUUAAACGAUAUUUUAUUACCAAUCGAAUUUCUGGGAGACCGAUCAUAAGACAGUUGUUAUUUUAAUAAUAGAAUAAUUGAUAAAAAAAUUAUAUGGAAUUAUCCAAGUAACAUCAUCGAUUUUGUUUCCCAUAAUGUCGAUUGAACGCUGAUAUAUUGAAUGAAUUUUGGGGUAAAAAAAUUGUUGUCUAAUUUUGUGUGUGAUACGAAUAAAAAGCCACAGUCAUUCAAGAUAUUUCAAAAAACAUCGCUCACAUUUUAAAUUGACGCUGGCGACAUCUAUACCCAUCAAAACAUGUCGCUAGAUUUUUUUUUUUUCAAACAAAAAUUAUCAAUUAAAAAAGUCUAUAAAUUCU